AUGCUGAAUCCCUACACGAUGUCAGCGAGUGAAGCAGGCCUGCUAGGAGAUAUCGGAGCUAAGGACCACGAGAACGUUGUUGGCGCUCUUGCCUCCCUCUCUGCUGCUCCUUCACAUGCCCGUCAGAGACGAGGCGCCGCGAGCUCAUCGCCUGCCAAGGCGUCGCACCAGCAUCAGGGGGACGGAAAGGCUCGAGACGAGGUGCUGGAGAGAGCGGCGAAGCUGAAGGAGAGCGCAGAGACUCUGCUCAGUGAUGAGAAGCAGCUGCGCAACAAGGAGAAGUCCAUGGCGAGAGCGGCUCAAGCUGACCUGCUCAAGUACCAGCAUCUCAUAUCCAGCGCCCGUCGCUCCCACGUGGCAAGGAGGCAUCGCGCCACACCGAAGAAGGAGUCCAUGGCCAAGGACAUUGCAAGGAUGGUGAUUCAGGAUCUUGAGCCGAAGAUCGAGAAGGAGGACGCCAAGAUCUCGAACCUGCAGAUGAAGAUGCAAAGUCUGGGACAACAUGUCGACACCACUGCGAAAGCCGCUGAUGCUCCGGACGCCAAGAACAAGUUCCCUCCCGCAUUCCCCGAUCACUGGCACCAUAGUGCGGUGGCCAAGAGAACGACUCUGAAGCAGCCGGCAACCUCGUUCGAUAGGGAGCUCAAGGACUUUCUCCGUCCUUCCAAGGCAGCUGCCCUGGAGCCCCGGGUUCACGGGCACAGGAAGUCCAUGGCAGACUACCUGCUGGUGAAUGCUACCAAGGAAGAGAUCGGGCAGGGAGCUCCGGGGGACGGAGAGGAGACCACGUGGUUCCAUCCCGAGCACAAGGGCAGCCCAUGUUCAGUCUCUGGGAACUGCAACCACAACCUUCCAUUCAAGUUGCAGGAUCAUGAGUACUGGCGGGAGAAGUAUCUGGCCAAGUACCGGGACCAGCCAGAAGGCGAGGAGGGGAAGGGCGAGAAAGUAGGCGAGGAAGCGGAGAAGAGAGCGCUCGGCAACGAAGUCGUCAUGCGCUCACUCGACGACUUCGUCACUCCCAACGACGCGUAUGUGCACAACCUUCUAACCUCAGGAGCCUACGGUGUCGAUCACUUCGGUCAUAUGCCGCCCAAAUCCGAGAAGAACGAGGACUUGAUGUACGGCAGAGGAUUCAAAAAGUACGUGCGAGAUGUCUGGGGCAAGGAGCUGCAAGAACCUGGAAAGGGUGGCAUGAAGGCCAUGUACAGGGACGGUGACUACAACAAGGUUGGAGACGAAGUCAUUGGGGGCGAAGACAAAGAGGUUCCUAUCGGGCUGACUAUGCCGGAAUUCCCGGGCACUGACCAUGAUCACUUUGAUCACUGGAAGUGGGACUCGUCGAUGAACCAGGAACUCUUGAAUGGUGCUUACUGGAGACACCUGAGGAAAGACGGCUUCAUGGACCGGGUGAUGCCUGCUGAUGAGGCUCACCUCAGCAAGAUUGGAGCAUCUCACGACCGCAAGCCACUCACUGACUUUGUGCUGGGAUCUUGGAACCAAGGUUUCGGGUAUGGACCCACCAAGAAAGAUCCGCAGCCUUUCAUUCGGGCGAGGAAGGAAACGCAUGGAGCUGAUCACAUGCAUCGAGUCUUCACGGGCACGCACGAGUCCAUCGAGGAGAGGAAGGGAGUCGUCCGCAACAUGGAGGACGUUGGGGCAAACUUCAAGGGAGGGAAGGUCCAACUGCAUACCAAGGGCAGAGCAUGA
Guillardia theta CCMP2712 is the source of this 1707-nucleotide messenger RNA. RefSeq lists its product as hypothetical. The transcript has 17 exons. Bases 1 to 1707 code for a protein of 568 amino acids. NCBI's taxonomy places the organism in Eukaryota, Cryptophyceae, Pyrenomonadales, Geminigeraceae. The record is from RefSeq and is a predicted model, not a curated record.